Molecule: messenger RNA, 1070 nt
Organism: Arvicanthis niloticus (Nile rat)
Lineage: Eukaryota; Metazoa; Chordata; Mammalia; Rodentia; Muridae
Gene: Tmem176a
Product: transmembrane protein 176A
Cellular component (GO): membrane
Source: RefSeq, a predicted model, not a curated record
CCCAAGUUCUUCCUCCUGCCAGGGCUGAAGUUCUCAACUACAGCCAGCUCCUCUCUGUGAGCUUCGGCCUCCCUGCUGCACACUCCCCUGGUCCCAGAGGAAUCAGAUUAUGUCCAAAGACAUGGAGACUGCAGCCGUUGGUGAGGUGGGCCCUGAGGCCCCUCAACCCACCCACAUUGAUGUGCACAUCCAUCAGGAGUCUGUUCUGGCCAAACUCCUGCUGGCCGGAUGCUCAGUGCUAAGGGUUCCAGCAUCUGCUUCCAUCCAGAGCCAGGGCAGCAGCCGAGUGCUGGUGGCCUCCUGGGUGGUGCAGACUGUGCUGGGGGUUCUGAGUGUGGUUCUGGGUGGAAUCCUCUACAUCUGCCAUUAUUUAGCCAUGCAUACCGAAGGUGCCCCCUUCUGGACUGGGAUCGUGGCUAUGCUGGCCGGAGCUGUUGCCUUCCUUCACAAGAAACGGGGUGGUAUCUUCUGGGCCCUGAUGAGGACCCUUCUGGUGCUAGCAAGUUUCUGCACAUCUGUGGCCGCCAUCAUUCUUGGGUCUCGUGAGUUCAAUGUAUUCCGGCUCUAUCUCGGAGAUGAUGUCUGUAAAGGUUACACUCCAUAUCGUUGGUCCACGAUGCCCAGCAACACUCCAGCUCCUGAAGAAGAUGAUAAGAGAGCCUUGUGCCUCUUCUACACAAGCAUGCUAAGGACCCUGCUCUUAAGCCUCCAGGCAAUACUCUUGGGUGUCUGGGUGCUGCUGCUCCUGGCUUCUCUCACCCCUGUAUGUGUCUACCUCUGGAAAAGAUUCUUCACAAAGGUGCAAACAGAGGAGAAGAAACUGAUGUGUGCAGCUGUAAUCUAGCCCUGGCUUUCCUCUUGCUCUGGGUGUCCCUCCUUCUGAAGCCUGAAAGAAGAGUCAGGCAGGAGUAAGAAGACCCUACCCCACUACCAGGGCCAUGGCCACUGGCUGGCUCCACCCAGCACCACAGCAGCUCACAACAGCACUUGCUCCUCUUUCCCCACCUUCAGCACCCUGCAUCCCUUCUCAGGCAGCAACUUAAUAAUAAACUCUUGUGUUACUGCUAGCA